Molecule: messenger RNA, 2060 nt
Organism: Schistosoma guineensis
Lineage: Eukaryota; Metazoa; Platyhelminthes; Trematoda; Strigeidida; Schistosomatidae
Source: the annotation of a GenBank genome assembly
GCAUGAGGAUUUGAAUCACUUAGGAAAUUAAAAUUAUUUUAUACCUUUUCUUUUACAAACUAAAUUUUUCUAACUAUAUCAUACCCUCAUAUGCAAUCUUUAUUUAUAUAUAUUACUACUAUUAAAAUAGCUGCUUCUAUGUACUCGGUGUUCACCUUGUUGUGCUAAUGGGGUAUGGCAACUUGGACCGAUGCAUAUAUGUGCCUGGAAUAACGUUGUACGUGACUGACUGAAGACCAGUCCUGAAACAAAACUUCGAAUUUGGAGCGAGUGAAACGCAUUCAUGAAUACGCUUGCAUUUUUUCUCAGUGCGAUUAGAAGUAUAAAUUUUGUGAGCGUUCUCACCAAAAACCUAUAUCUGCACGUUAUAAAUCAAUAAAUCGGUCUCCUAACAAAAGAUCAACACCCUAACUUAAAUAUACUCAUUUCCACUUCUUCCACGCGAUAGUUCAGCUAUAUCAGUACCCAAUAACUUAUUUCGGUACUUAAUUUUUAUGUGACUAAUCUUUUGGGAUCUUGAUAGACUAAUGUACCUUCCAUACUCCGACAUCGUUUUGUACAUCCUCCCUGUGUGUAAGUUACCAUUAUCUACGUCUCACAGCUUUUCAUCUUAUUUCGAUCUUCGUAUUCAGUGUCUUCAUGAAAUACACACGAGAUACGACAAACUCUAGAACUGUGGAAUAAUAUAACACCCUACCAGUAGUGCUGGGAAUUUCGACAAGAGUCACAUGGAUCUACUCUCCCGGCUUAUCUAGCUCAUAAAUUUUUAGAAGGGGAUUUUGUGGAGACUUAAGUAAUUUCAAUUGUUGAGAUCAUGAAUCAAUUGAAGCUAGAACACCAUGAAAAACCUGGAAGCACUGGACGGCCAUUUUGUCCCAGUAUGGGACUUUUCUGCAAUGCGUAUCCACUGUUCCGCCUCGCAGGAUUCGAACUCUAAUGUUAUCCUUUUAAGUUUUCAAGGAAGCUUUGAUUACGUUUUAAAACAUAUUGGCUCCAGUAUAUCUCUAUGAUUUACGAUUUACAUGAAUAAUAAUUCGACAUUUCAGAUGGCGUUGUUUGGUGCUCCGUUUCCCAGAUAUAUAACUUAUACAGAUUGGUUACAUGAUGCAUGUAAUACUGACGAUGUUUAUUACACAUAUAAUGGACGCAUAGUAAAUAAUAUGGAAGAAAUUCCUGAAUGUGCUUUGUUGAACGUGCACUAUCGUUUGCGCGGUGGUAAAGGGGGUUUUGGAUCUAUGCUACGGGCUAUUGGGAGUCAAAUCGAGAAGACAACCAAUCAUGAAAUGUGCAGAGACUUAUCAGGUAGGAGAAUGCGUGAUGUAAACCUGGAAAAAAAAUUAAAGGAAUGGUAUGCUACGGCUGACGAACGGGAACGUAAAAAAGCAGAGGAAUAUAUUGAAAGACGACGAAAACGUCAAGAACUAUUAAAACAGGGUCUUUUACCUGAACAUAGUUUUUCAGAUCGUGAAUAUGAACGACAGAAACGUAAAAUUGCUUACGAACUACGGGGAGCCUUAGAUAUAGCCAUAGAAAAUGUUAAGAAAGAAAAGAAACAAACGGAAGUCCAACCUGUAAUUUCCUCUGAAAAGCAGCUGAAUGCAAAGCGUACUCGAUUAUGGAUUGAGGAAAUGGACAAAGAGCUGUCUUCGGGUUCUAGCGAUGAAGAAUUUUCGGCUAGCUCGUCAUUUGACAUUUCCUCUAGUCUUGCAAAACAAGAUGAUAAUUUGCCCGUAAAAGAUGAUACCAAAGCCAAAACGGAUUCUACAGAAAUCCUUAACAGUAUUAAAUCAGAUGUAAUCGUCGAAGAUAAAAAAGAAUUGCAAAGUGCUUGUAGAAAUACCUCAAAAGAAACCGCACAACCUUUGACUGACCAACAGUUGCGUGAAGUAGAUACUGCUGAAAACCUCGAAGUGUUCGGCUUAGAUGUUCUUAAAGCAACCUUAAUGGCUCGGGGUUUAAAGUGCGGAGGGACGUUGAAAGAACGAGCUAGCCGUUUGUUCUCAAUCAAAGACUUAAGUUCCGAGCAAUAUCCUGCAAAGUUACUAGUGAAGAACAGAUAA